UUGAAUGUAGUUAGUAUUUUCUUCUCAAAGCUUUUUACAGAUCCAGAGGCUUCUACGGGAUACAAAGAUGAUAAAGAUGUCCCAGAUGAUUCAAUAACUCCAACUUAUGCGUUAGCUGUUCUUCACAUACAAAAUGAACGGUGGGAAGGAGUGCCGUUCUUUAUGCGAUGUGGAAAAGGUCUAAACGAAACCAAGACAGAAGUUCGUAUACAGUUUAAAGAAGUGAAUGGUGACAUUUAUCCUCCUGGUGUUCUAAAGAGAAGCGAACUUGUCAUGCGAGUUCAGCCAAAUGAAGCAGUGUACCUCAAAUUGAUGACGAAAAAGCCUGGCAUGGGAUUUGAUGUUGAGGAAUCCGAACUUGAUCUCACUUAUAAUGCGCGUUAUAAGAACAUACGUCUACCUGAUGCAUACGAACGCCUAAUUCUCGAGGUUUUCAUGGGAUCGCAAAUAGAUUUUGUGCGAACUGAUGAACUUGAAUACGCCUGGAGAGUUUUCACACCAGCUCUGAAGGAAAUAGAGGAACAACGCGUUCAACCUAUCAAAUAUAAAUUUGGGAGCCGUGGUCCAAAAGAAGCCGAUGAAAUGAUGCAGGCCCGCGGUUACGUAUUUACAGGCACAUACAAAUGGGUAGCACCAAACAAACUGUAG
Molecule: messenger RNA, 648 nt
Organism: Strongylus vulgaris
Lineage: Eukaryota; Metazoa; Nematoda; Chromadorea; Rhabditida; Strongylidae
Source: the annotation of a GenBank genome assembly